Messenger RNA from Penicillium chermesinum, 1029 nucleotides. RefSeq lists its product as uncharacterized. The record is from RefSeq and is a predicted model, not a curated record. Lineage: Eukaryota; Fungi; Ascomycota; Eurotiomycetes; Eurotiales; Aspergillaceae. The transcript is spliced from 2 exons. Bases 1 to 1029 code for a protein of 342 amino acids.
AUGCUGUACCGCUGCUUUGAAUCCAGCGAAGAAGUCCUCAAGACCUUAACGCAGCCAGAAGAACCCAAUGCACUAGACCGACGAAAUGCCGCCAAGGGCGCAACGGCAUCAAGGCCCCGGGCCCUGAGCCGCGUGCACGAGAGCGAACCGGAAAAGCAAGUGGGAUGGAAAAAAAUUCUGGGGAAACCCAAAGCACAACACUAUCUGGAACAAGACCAGUCGCCGCUGGCUCGACUGCCCGUCGAAGUGCGAUCGCGGAUCUGGGCCUAUUACUUCGGUCGGGAACAAUUCCAUAUUGUCCGAGUCGAGCGACGGUCAUUGGUGAAAACAACCUCGAAGCUGGUUGGCAUCCGAUGCUCCCAAUCGCGGGAGACGAAGGGCGAGUCGUCUUGCAAUCACGCCUGUGAAUCGAUUGCGGAAACCGUGGAUUUGGUGCCAUUACUUCGGACCUGCCGAAUGAUAUACUCGGAGGCCGUCAAUAUCAUGUACCAGCGCCAUGUGUUCAUUUUCGAUAACGUAGAUCGUAUUCUCGAUUUCGCCUCCGCCAUCAUACCGCGCCGCCUCGCUCAGAUCCGUGCGGUUCAUUUCACCUACGUGUUCCCCUUCAACCCCAAAGGGUAUCUUGGUGACCUCGAAGCCGACUGGCGCCGCUAUUGCUCUGCGUGUAAUGCGCUCGCCGAUAUGGCCUCUUUAGAGGAACUGAUCAUUCACAUCCAUCCACAAAACGGGCUGCGUGCGUACGUGACCCCUUACCUAGUCCAACCCCUGCGCAAAAUUGUCCGUCCUUCCAACUUCAUUGUGCACGUGUUUGCGAAGGGACACCUCAACCAGUCCGAAUCGGUCGAUCGAGCGAAGAAUGGCAUGUCGAGCUAUAGCGGCUAUAGUGGCUUCAGUGGCAGCUCGAACUCGAGUGGGUCAUCGGUGACCUUAAUUGACCCCACUGGCAGCUCGCCGCCAUUCAAGCUCGUCCUUCGAAGGGACAAGGACAGUUGCGGGCCCCGGCGCUUGAUCGGAUCGAAGGUGCAUUGA